Aureobasidium melanogenum CBS 110374 is the source of this 1746-nucleotide messenger RNA. Its product is annotated as acetyl-CoA synthetase-like protein. Gene Ontology annotation, molecular function: medium-chain fatty acid-CoA ligase activity. The record is from RefSeq and is a predicted model, not a curated record. The transcript has 3 exons. The coding region runs from base 1 to 1746 and encodes 581 amino acids. Lineage: Eukaryota; Fungi; Ascomycota; Dothideomycetes; Dothideales; Saccotheciaceae. Gene Ontology annotation, biological process: fatty acid metabolic process.
AUGGAAUGCAAGGCAGACGUGUGCGGGCGACCUCUGUCGUCUUUGCACAAUUCUCUAUUCUCAACUAUCGAAAGUGGUCUAUUCCGAGAUCAAGACAACCUCGCUGUCGUAUCUCGAGAACAGCCUCACGAUCAUUUGUCAGAAGUUGUGCGCACGUAUCAACACUCGUCUGACACAGAGGAAACAAGAGGCGGCUGUUUACGAUGGACCUAUCGCCAAUACAACGGUCUUUUCAUCUCCCUGGCCGAAGGACUAUCCCAAAGGAUCCCACACCCGGGCUCAAGAAUUGUCACCUUGAUACCCAAUUCUGUGGAAUGGCUUCUUCUGCUUUCAGCAUCCAUCAUUUCCAAGAACGCCAUUGCUUGCUUAGACGCCAAUAUGCUCAACAAGCCUCGCCAUGCUGAGCUCAAGAGCAAGAUCAUAGACUUGCAGCCUUCCGUCAUUGUAGUUGAAGAUGCUGAAGGAGUGGCUGCGGCAGAACAAGCGCUGGAACUCCUCGAUCUUCAAAACCUCGUCAAAGUUUCGCUCAAUGACAAACCCAUAUCUUCGAACUCUGGCUCUUGGCUGCCUUUUGCAGACUUGUGUUCACCAAUCAACGAUCAAGUGGCUUCGGCAAGGAUCGAAGAUGCGCGACAUGAUGAUCCGGAUCGUGAUGCUCUGAUCGUCUACACGAGCGGUACCUCGAGCGGUGCACCUAAAGGCUGCAUCAGACCCGUUCGCGACUUGGCCACAUACACCGCAGUGCAGACUUGGAAGCUUCCCAGCGACACAGGAGGUAAGAGAGCUUUACAGACUGCCAACUUCCGGGUGAUCGCACCUGGAUGUGCGCUCAAAGCUUGGUAUGAUGGCGCCGCUAUCAUAUUGACAGGCCGCGUCUUCGAUCCCCUGAAAUUCCUCGACGCUAUGGAAGGGGAAGGAAUGACUGAGAUUGUUCUUCUGCCGGCCCAGCUACACGCGAUCGCUGCAACGCCUGGGUUUGAGCUUCGAGACAAAAGCGCAGUAAGGCUCAUGAUGUCGGGCGGGGACAUAGUGACAUCCUCACACAUCCAAGAAUUUAAACGGCUCUUCCCAAAAGCAGCUUUUAUGACCACGCACGGGAUGAGCGAAGUAGGGGGCAUUUUCUCCUGGCCUUACUCGGAUGGCAUCGAGUCGAUCCCUUUCUAUUCCGGUAUCUCGCCUCUCGGUCGACCUUCUCCAGGAUCUCGAGUACGCCUGGUGUCGGACGAUGGAAAGGUUGUUCAGAGAGGCGAAUUUGGCGAGCUUCAUAUCCAAUCCGACUCGAUCUUCAAGUCUUAUCUGGCAGCACCAGAGAAGAUGGAUGUAGUGUACACUGAUCAGGAUGGCAGGUGGUUCAAGACCGGUGAUCUCGGGAUGAUCAGCGAUGCUGGAGAUGUGUACAUUGUUGGUCGUCUCAAGGAUGUGGUUAAACGAGCAGCAAUCUCCAUCGCGCCUGCCGCAAUAGAAUCUUGUUUGGAGGCUUAUACCGGAUCACAGACAGCUGUCGUGGGUAGGCCUCAUCCCUCUCUUGGACAGGAGCCAUUUGCGAUCCUGCGGAGUUUUAACGGCAAAUCUGAAUCUGAUCUGAAAGCUCAUGUCAUCGCGACAUACGGCCCGGACUGGGUUCUUGGAGGGGCAAUAGAGCUCAAGACACUGGGCCUAGAAAGUUUCCCCUUGAAUCUUACGGGUAAGGUACAAAAGUUGGACAUGUUGGCGGCAUUGGCCGAGUCACCGGCAGUCGCAUCAUAA